GCCCAGCCGGGGUCUUAAGGGCUGGGGCAGCAGACGAGCAGCAGCUGGGCAGAGCAGGUCCAGACAGCAGCAUGUCCAGCGCCCACUUCGUCCGUGGCCCAGCCUAUGGGCUCUCCGCCGAAGUCAAGAGCAAGUUGGCCCAGAAGUAUGACCCCUUGAGGGAGCAGGAGCUACGGGCCUGGAUUGAGGCAAUGACGGGCCGGCGCAUCGGGGACAACUUCAUGGAGGGGCUGAAGGACGGUGUCAUCCUGUGCGAACUCAUCAACAAGCUACAGCCGGGCUCUGUACGCAAGGUGAAUGAGUCCACACAGAACUGGCACAAGCUGGAGAACAUUGGGAACUUCAUCACUGCCAUCUCACGCUAUGGUGUCAAGGCCCAUGACAUCUUCGAGGCCAACGACCUAUUCGAGAAUGCCAACCACACCCAGGUGCAGAGCACCCUGCUUGCCCUGGCCAGUCAGGCCAAAACUAAAGGGAACCAGGUGAAUGUGGGGGUCAAGUAUGCAGAGAAACAGCAGCGCCGGUUCGAGCCUGAGAAGCUGCGGGAAGGACGCAACAUCAUUGGGCUGCAGAUGGGCACCAACAAGUUUGCAAGCCAGCAGGGCAUGACGGCCUACGGCACCCGCCGGCACCUCUAUGACCCUAAGCUGGGCAACGAGCAGCCGCUUGACCAGGCCACCAUCAGCCUCCAGAUGGGCACCAACAAGGGUGCCAGCCAGUCGGGCAUGACAGCGCCAGGCACCAAGCGGCAGAUCUUCGAGCCAGCCCUGGGCAUGGAGCACUGUGACACCCUGCAUGUGUCACUGCAGAUGGGCAGUAACAAGGGCGCGUCCCAGCAGGGCAUGACCGUGUACGGGCUCCCGCGUCAAGUCUACGACCCCAAGUACUGCCUGAACCCUGGCGACGAGCAGCUCUAUGAGCUCUACAACUCUGCCUGAGUCCCGGGGGCUGGGGAGAGGAAGGUGUUGGGGGGCGGGGGCUGAGGGGACUGGCCAGGGCCCCCCUGCUUGGCUGCAGCUUUAGGCAGACAGACAGCAGCUUCCCACAACUCACAGCCCCCAGCCCAGCCCAGCCCAGCCUCUACCCUCCCCCCUUAUUUUAGUGCAAAAUACAAGCAGAGCCCCCAUGGUGGAACCCCCAGGAGCAAGGCAGAGAGGAGAGGGACUCACCAGCAUGUGCAAGAGCCUGGCCUUGGGGAUGAGUUUGAGGGGGCAGUGAGUGCUGCUCACUAGUGCAAGGUGGGGAGGGAGGUGGUGUGGAUGCUGGGCUGGGUUGGGCUGGGCCUCCUCACAUGGGGAUCUGUCCAAGCAAGGCAGUGGGUGCAAGGGGCCAGGGCUCAGGGCCACAGGUGAAAGGGAAGGGGGAAGACACCUGUACUUGACCCCUCCUGCCCCCAACACUUUCAGGCCUGGGCGGCUCCUCAGCUGGUGCUUGUGGACUAACCAUGCAGCAAUGCAGACGCUCGGGAGAAGCCUCUGGCCCGAGCCCAGUCCCGCCUGCAUGUGCUGAACACCCCCUGCUCCCAGCACUGCUCCCAGUUACCCUUACUGUGGCACAAUAAAGAGAGAGAGAAAAGC
This is a messenger RNA of Alligator mississippiensis (American alligator), 1577 nucleotides long. RefSeq names its product calponin 1 (gene CNN1). Gene Ontology annotation, biological process: actomyosin structure organization. Gene Ontology annotation, molecular function: actin binding. The transcript has 7 exons. The coding region runs from base 72 to 938 and encodes 288 amino acids. Lineage: Eukaryota; Metazoa; Chordata; Crocodylia; Alligatoridae. The record is from RefSeq and is a predicted model, not a curated record.